Ctenopharyngodon idella (grass carp) is the source of this 2314-nucleotide messenger RNA. Its product is annotated as gastrula zinc finger protein XlCGF57.1-like. NCBI's taxonomy places the organism in Eukaryota, Metazoa, Chordata, Actinopteri, Cypriniformes, Xenocyprididae. The coding region runs from base 431 to 2107 and encodes 558 amino acids. The record is from RefSeq and is a predicted model, not a curated record. The transcript has 3 exons.
GUGAAGUCAUAAGACUACGCCGCGAUACUGCAUCUGUUGUGAUUCUGCUGAAGAAAGAGUCUCCAAACACAGUGGAACUCCUGGUGAAACAACUGAGAUCCACGUGACGCACUGUUAUAAAGAUGGCAUUUAUUAAAGAGGAGAGUGAAGAAAUGAGGAUUGAAGAAACAUUCAGUGUGAAACAAGAAGAUACUGAGGGACAAACAGGUUAGUUUCAUUCUCAAAGCUGAACACAGUCAUUUGAUCCUUAUUAAAAUGUUCAGCUCUACAGAAAUUAGUAUUUUUGAAGAAUGUCUUAUGAGUGUCCUAAUUAAAGUGGUUUUAUUUGACAUGGAGCGGGUCGCAGCAUGUGGACAGACAUGUUGAGAUCACAUGACCAGACAAAUACUAAUGCUGCCUUCAAUGCUGAUAUUAUAACACAGUUGCUGGAAUGCAUAACAUGAGAAAAGGUUCUCAUAAAGAAAUUAAAGGGGUAAAAAAAAAGGUGAAAUUUCUCAGUAUCAAUUAUAUUAUUGCUCUGAUUACUCUGAUACUCGUUUUCUCCUUUUCCAAUAUAGAUUGCAAGGAUUUCAGAUUACCUCAGGAGGACUCAAAUGACCUGAUGGUGCUGAAAGAGGAGAGUGAAGUACUGAAUGAAAUGGAAGAGAAAGAACAUGAUUUCAUACCUGGAGAAAAGACUUCCUCACAAAAAAGAGCUCAAAAGACAGAAACCCUUAAUUCCCAAUUGGGAGCUCACUCAAGAGAGAACUGUUUUAUUUGUCAUCAGUGUGGAAUGAUUUUCACUGACAUGACACUCUUUAACAAGCAUAUAAUAAUUCAUUCUGGAGAGAAGCCUUUCAAAUGCAAGCAGUGUGAAAAGAGUUUCCGAUUCAAUAAAUACCUUAAGAUUCAUAUGAGAAUGCACACUGUAGAGAAGCCUUUCACAUGCUCUCAAUGUGAAAAGGGUUUCUGUCAUAAAGUAAGUCUCAAGAAUCAUAUGAGACUUCACACUGGAGAGAAGCCUUUCACGUGCCCUCAAUGUGGAAAGAAUUUCACAUAUAGACCAACUCUUAAUGCCCACAUGAAAAGUCACACUGGUGAGAGCCCUUACACCUGCAAACUCUGUGGGAAGAGCUUCUCACAAAAAGGAAAUCUUAAGUAUCACAUGAGAAUUCACACUGGAGAGAAACCUUUCACUUGCCAUCGCUGUGGAAAGAGUUUCAGACAUAAAGUAAGCAUCAAGUCUCACAUGAGAAUUCACACCGGAGAGAAGCCUUUCAAAUGCACUCAGUGCGAAAUGAAUUUUACAUAUAAAGAAUCCCUUGAUGUCCACUUGAUAAGUCACACUGGAGAAAGCCCUUACACCUGCAAACUGUGUGGGAAGAGCUUUUCACAAAAAGGAAAUCUUAAGUAUCACAUGAGAAUUCACACUGGAGAGAAGCCUUUCACAUGUGAUCAGUGUGGAAAGAGUUUUAGACAUAAAGUGACCCUUAAUAAGCACAUAAAGAUUCACUCAAGAGAGAACUCUUUUAAAUGUAAUCAGUGUGGAAGUAGUUUCACAGAUAGAAAUCACCUUAAGAAGCAUGUAAUAACUCACAUCGGAGAGAAGCCUUUCAUGUGCCAUCAAUGUGGAAAGAGUUUCACACUUAAAGGAAACCUUAAGACUCACAUGAGAGUUCACACUGGAGAGAAGCCUUUCACCUGCCCUCAGUGUGGAAAGAGUUUCAGAUUUAAAGGAAAUCUUGACACUCACAUGAAACUACACACUGAAGAGAGGCGUUUCACAUGUCUUCAGUGUAAGAAGUGUUUCAAAUAUCAAAAAGACCUGAGACAUCAUUUGCAAACUCAUUCUGAAAAGAAACUGCAUUGUGGCAAGAAGUCUAGAAAACAUAGCAUUUUUAAAAAUCACCCAAGCAUUCACUCUGGAAAAAGGCGAUUUAAUUGUGAUAAAUGUAACAAAAAAUUUCUUUUGCCAUCACACUUACAGAUACACCUGAAAAGUCAUGCAGAUGUCAGACCCUAUUUGUGUUCUUUGUGUGGAAAGAGAUUUAAAUGGCUCAGAAGUUUAAAAUGGCACCAGAAAAUACGUAUCUGUGUGAAAUCUAGGCUACUUUCACACCACAGCUGAAUGUGGCCCAGAUCUGAUUUUCUGCUCAAAUUUAACAUGUACAUUUUACAUGUAAAUUGAAUUGCAAAAUUUAGGAAACGGAUAAAAAUAACUUUUAGAAUCUGAAUAUUGAAUUAAUUUGGAUAGAUGAUAUUAUGUGCAUGUUACUAUAUCAAAUACAAAUGAAAAAUUAUAAAUAAAGGAACAUUAACUGAAUGAAACCAUGAA